AUGAUGGCAUCAUAUCUGAGGCAAAAGAAAGAUCCUUACUUUGUUGAUGGAGAAAGAAAAAAGGACUGGCAUAACAAAGAAGCCAUAAGGAGAGACUCCGAACGUGUAGGAAAUGGAGAACAGGGAAAACCGUAUCCAAUGACUGAUGCAGAGCGAGUGGACCAGGCAUACAGGGAAAAUGGCUUUAAUAUCUUUGUGAGUGAUAAAAUUUCUCUGAAUCGUUCCCUUCCAGACAUCAGACAUCCAAACUGCAAGAAUAAACUGUACCUGGAGAAACUUCCAAACACUAGUGUGAUAAUACCGUUCCACAAUGAAGGAUGGUCCUCUCUCCUCCGGACAGUGCACAGUGUCUUAAACCGCUCCCCUCCUGAGCUGAUAGCAGAGAUAGUGCUGGUGGAUGACUUCAGUGACAGAGAACACUUGAAGAAACCACUGGAAGAUUAUAUGGCCCAGUUCCCAAAAGUAAGAAUUAUCCGAACCAAAAAGAGAGAAGGGCUAAUAAGAACUCGAAUGCUUGGGGCCUCUGUGGCAAUAGGAGAUGUCAUCACUUUCUUGGAUUCCCAUUGCGAGGCCAACGUGAACUGGCUGCCACCUCUGUUAGAUCGUAUUGCCCGAAACCGCAAGACUAUCGUUUGUCCCAUGAUAGAUGUUAUCGAUCACGACCACUUUGGAUAUGAGACUCAGGCUGGAGAUGCAAUGCGUGGUGCAUUUGACUGGGAGAUGUAUUACAAGAGAAUCCCUAUCCCUCCUGAGCUGCAGAAACCUGAUCCCAGUGAUCCCUUUGAGUCUCCUGUAAUGGCUGGAGGACUGUUUGCAGUCGAUAGAAAGUGGUUCUGGGAGCUGGGAGGGUAUGAUGCAGGUCUGGAGAUAUGGGGAGGAGAACAGUAUGAAAUAUCCUUUAAGGUAUGGAUGUGUGGGGGUCGCAUGGAGGACAUCCCUUGCUCUAGGGUGGGCCAUAUCUACAGAAAAUAUGUUCCAUACAAAGUUCCAACAGGAGUCAGCCUGGCAAGAAACUUGAAGCGUGUGGCCGAAGUGUGGAUGGACGAAUACGCGGAGUACAUAUACCAGCGUAGACCAGAGUACCGGCAUCUUUCUGCAGGGGAUGUGGCAGCUCAGAAGGAACUUCGCAACAACCUCAACUGCAAGACCUUCAAAUGGUUCAUGAAUGAGGUCGCGUGGGACUUGCCAAAGUUUUACCCACCAGUGGAGCCUCCAGCAGCUGCUUGGGGAGAGAUACGCAAUGUAGGAACUGGAUUGUGUGUGGAUACUAAGCACGGAGCCCUGGGAUCCCCACUGAGGCUGGAAAGCUGUGUGAAGGACAGAGGAGAGGCAGCAUGGAACAAUGUGCAGAUAUUCACCUUCAGCUGGAGAGAAGACAUCCGUCCUGGGGAUCCUCAGCAUACCAAGAAGUUUUGUUUUGAUGCCAUUUCCCACAGCAGCCCUGUGACCCUCUAUGACUGUCAUGGAAUGAAGGGGAACCAGCUCUGGAGAUACAGAAAAGACAAGACCCUCUACCAUCCAGUAAGCAGCAGCUGUAUGGACUGCAGUGAGAGUGACCGAAAGAUCUUUAUGAAUAGCUGCAAUCCUUCAUCUCCAACACAGCAGUGGAUAUUUGAACACACAAACUCAACUGUCUUGGAAACAUUUAACAGAAAUCUUGAUCUUUAAAAGA
Molecule: messenger RNA, 1672 nt
Organism: Struthio camelus australis
Lineage: Eukaryota; Metazoa; Chordata; Aves; Struthioniformes; Struthionidae
Source: RefSeq, a predicted model, not a curated record